Molecule: messenger RNA, 903 nt
Organism: Diuraphis noxia (Russian wheat aphid)
Lineage: Eukaryota; Metazoa; Arthropoda; Insecta; Hemiptera; Aphididae
Product: RNA-binding protein 8A-like
Biological process (GO): RNA processing
Cellular component (GO): cytoplasm; nucleus
Molecular function (GO): mRNA binding
Source: RefSeq, a predicted model, not a curated record
AAACAACUAUCAUAAUUCACAGGCUCACAGCAUUAGCGAGUAACGUUUGUAAAUUGUAAUUUAUAUUUUGUUUUUGUUUGACGUAGGAAACUAAUGACUUUACGAAAACACGCUAAAUUGAAGUAAAAUAUUUAAGUGAAAUUUAUUAGUUGUGGGUACGUACUACGUUUUAUAAUGGCUGACGUUUUAGACUUAAACGCUGAAGACUUUGUGGAAGAAGAUGACGAGGGAGUUUCUAAGCUUAAAGAAAAAGCUAGAAGAAGAAAAGGACGUGGUUUUGAAGAAAAAUCUAAAAGAGAUAAUAUCAAAGAUGAAGCCAUGGAAUUUGAUUCUGUCGAUCAAGCUGAUGAUGAUGGACCUGGACCACAAAGAUCUGUUGAAGGCUGGAUAUUGUUUAUUUCUUCUUUACAUGAAGAAGCCCAAGAAGAUGAUUUGCAUGAUAAAUUUGCAGAGUUUGGAAAAAUUAAAAACUUGCAUUUAAAUUUGGACCGUAGAACUGGUUUUUUAAAAGGUUAUGCUUUAGUCGAAUAUGAAUCGUAUAAAGAAGCGUUUCGAGCACGUGAAGGACUGAAUAAUACAGAUAUUUUGGGACAACAAAUUAGUGUAGAUUGGUGCUUUGUAAAAGGACCAAAAAGGAUAAAGAAACCAAGACRCCGAAUGACUGAUUAUUAAAGUAUUAAAAUUUCAGAUAUAUGAACAAAAUUUCAAUAUAACUAAGUUCUAUUUUCAUAACUAUUCUCUAUUAACAGUAAUAUUUUAAGUAUUAAAAUUAAAAAAUACAUUUUCUAAAGUCAAAAGUUAAAACAUUUCAAUUACUAAUUUUAWGACACUCUGAAGGUUAAUUUUUUCUUUUGUUCCUAAUAUUAUGUUUAUAAAAUACUAAAUAAAUAAAUCAACUAUAGC